Drosophila busckii is the source of this 458-nucleotide messenger RNA. RefSeq names its product acylphosphatase-2. The record is from RefSeq and is a predicted model, not a curated record. Gene Ontology annotation, molecular function: acylphosphatase activity. The transcript has 4 exons. Lineage: Eukaryota; Metazoa; Arthropoda; Insecta; Diptera; Drosophilidae. The coding region runs from base 52 to 438 and encodes 128 amino acids.
GUUUUAGAAAAUACAUUUUGAAAAAGAUAUAGAAAUUAUUGUUUUUAGGAAAUGGAAACACAGGAGAAUUGCACACAAACAAGUCAAAACAACGAAAAACAUAGAGAUGAAACACAAAGAGUAGUGAUCAAAGACGACGAUAGACAAGAAGUAAUAUACAGCUGUGAAUUUGAAGUAUUCGGAAUAGUGCGGGAAGUUUCAUUUGCGGCGUAUGCUGUGCGUCGUGCUAUUAAACUCGGAGUACGUGGCUACUGCAGGAAUACGCAAGAAGGGACCGUAAAGGGUAUUAUUCAAGGACAUGUAAAAAGCUUUGAGGCUAUGCGCUUGUGGUUAAAACAUACCGGUAGUCCGACAAGUCGCAUUGACAAAGUUGUUUUUGGUGAUUUGGAAACUCUUGAGGAAUUUUCAUAUGCAGGCUUUUCUUUUCGAGAAGAGUAAUUUAUAUGGACUUCUUGAAA